Messenger RNA from Pimephales promelas (fathead minnow), 1620 nucleotides. It is a transcript of the gene fam8a1a, whose product is annotated as family with sequence similarity 8 member A1a. The record is from RefSeq and is a predicted model, not a curated record. Lineage: Eukaryota; Metazoa; Chordata; Actinopteri; Cypriniformes; Leuciscidae.
GUUGUCAUGGCCGCUGCCUGAGCAGAUUAGCCUCUUUAGUGAGUUGAAGUCUAAUUAAGAUUAACAAAAAAGUCAACAUGAUGGAUAGUACGGAAGAAACGGCCAAAAACGGUCAGAAAUCCGAUGACAGUGACAACAUGACAACGACUGAAUACUGCUCGCGGCUGCAGCAGUGGAUGUGGCGCUAUUACUGUGGCUAUGCGAGCUGGCAGAGCUGGGUGUUGAUGUCCGCGCCGCUGUUUCCUCCGCCUCAGUUCGGUUGCCAGGCACCCGGCAGCACAUCAUCUGCAUAUGCCGCGACGCCCGCUGACAUUGCCGCCUGGUAUAACCAGACGAGCCCACCGUCCAGUCGUCCAGCAGCCACUGCCACAUCCAGCACUGCUGAGAGAAGACCAGCACAGCCCGCAGGUAGAGAGUACACCAUCCCCUCCCCUCUACGUAGAUUUCUGGCUGAAACUGUGGAUUUCUUCCUUCUCUUCUGUGUAAAGGCAACCAUAGUGUUGUGGAUCAUGCAUCUCAGUGGAAUGAAAGAUAUUUCCAAAUUCAUGAUGCAGUUCAUUGUGGAAGAGAUUGAUGAGACCACAUCAUUGGAGGAUCUGCAGAAGAUGAUGAUUGUGGCUUUAGCAUACAGAGUCCUAGUGUGCGUCUAUGAAAUCAUCUGUAUUUGGGGAGCUGGAGGAGCCACUCCGGGAAAAUUCUUGCUGGGUCUUCGAGUCGUCACAUGUGACACGACAGUCCUAGUGCAGCCUAAUCGGGUUUUGGUAGCACCGGCAACCAAUGUCAGCUUAUCUGCGUCCACAGUACGGGCCUUAAACAAAAACUUCUCCAUCGCCUUCCUUUUCCCUAUCUUUAUCACGCUGCUAUUUUUUCAACACAACAGAACUGUUUAUGACGUCGUGGCUGGAACCAUCGUGGUUCGGAGGAGAAGAGCCAGAUGACAGGUCUGUUUGUAUCAAAGUCAUGUGAAAACGGCCCCUGUCGAACAUCAAAUGCUUACAGAUGUUCUCAGUAUUAUAUUUUAAUAUAUCCCAAUACUCUGUACUGCAGAUUUGCACUAAUGAUCCCUGUAUCAAAGUCUAAUCACAUAGCUAUUGUUUACAACACUGAGAAAUAUCUGCUUUCUUAGAGAAGUUACUGGUCUUGCAACAAACUGUUUUUUAUGUUGAAGAAUGAUGAGUGAAAUUAAGCUCAAGACACAUGUUUUAUGUAGACAUGCUUGGGAAUUUGAUCCAAGUGGAAUGUUUUACUCUAAACACCAGCUUAAUCCACAAGGUUUUCAUAACUUCUCCCCAGAUUCGAGCUUUAUGGCCCAGGCGAGUCUGUUAUUAAUCUUACCAAAGGCAAAGAAUUGAGCUUGUGUCCUUCCACGUAUGCAUGCAGCUGUCCGGAAUGUUCCAUUCCUGUUGUAAAUUCAGUCGGUGGCUGAUAUGCCUCACAACAUUUCUCAGGGUUUCUUAAAAACCUGUUUUAUUUGUCAUGUGUUUCAGUUACGAUCUUUUAUUUGUAAAGAAUUAAGUAUUACAGUUUGAAAUUCACGUUAUCUGCCCUACAGGCAUGCCAAACACAUCGGCUGUUUUGAUUUAUCAUGCAUGGUUCAUAAAUAAAAAAUUAUUAAAAUCC